Molecule: messenger RNA, 1834 nt
Organism: Betta splendens (Siamese fighting fish)
Lineage: Eukaryota; Metazoa; Chordata; Actinopteri; Anabantiformes; Osphronemidae
Product: serine/threonine-protein phosphatase PP1-beta catalytic subunit-like
Exons: 8
Coding region: 104-1087 (327 amino acids)
Biological process (GO): circadian regulation of gene expression; regulation of circadian rhythm
Cellular component (GO): nucleus; cytoplasm
Molecular function (GO): protein serine/threonine phosphatase activity
Source: RefSeq, a predicted model, not a curated record
CGGGGUCUUUUUAAGUGGCUUUAAUGAGACGCGCUGACCUCGUGCCGUCGUCUCUUUGAUCCUCCGUGUGGCUGCGCUCAGGACGCACUUCCUGGGCAGCAACAUGGCGGAAGGCGAGCUGAACGUUGACAGCCUCAUCUCUCGGCUCCUGGAAGUGCGAGGAUGUCGUCCAGGGAAGGUGGUGCAGAUGACGGAGGCUGAGGUCCGCGGGCUCUGCAUCAAGUCCAGAGAGAUUUUCCUCAGUCAGCCGAUUCUGCUGGAACUGGAGGCUCCGCUCAAAAUUUGUGGCGACAUCCACGGACAGUACACAGACCUGUUGAGGCUAUUCGAGUACGGAGGGUUCCCACCAGAGGCCAACUACCUGUUCCUCGGGGAUUACGUGGACAGAGGGAAGCAGUCGCUGGAGACCAUCUGCCUGCUGCUCGCGUACAAGAUCAAAUACCCAGAGAACUUCUUCCUGCUCCGGGGGAACCACGAGUGCGCCUCCAUCAAUCGCAUCUACGGCUUCUAUGAUGAGUGCAAACGCAGGUUCAACAUAAAGCUCUGGAAGACGUUCACAGACUGUUUUAAUUGUCUACCUAUUGCUGCAAUUAUCGACGAGAAGAUCUUCUGCUGCCAUGGAGGUCUCUCACCUGAUCUACAGUCAAUGGAACAGAUUCGACGGAUUAUGAGACCUACUGACGUCCCAGACACAGGCUUGUUGUGUGACCUGCUGUGGUCAGACCCAGACAAAGACGUCCAGGGUUGGGGAGAGAACGAUCGCGGGGUUUCCUUCACUUUCGGGGCCGACGUGGUCAGUAAAUUCCUGAACCGCCACGACCUGGACCUCAUCUGCCGAGCACAUCAGGUUGUUGAAGACGGAUACGAGUUCUUUGCCAAGCGGCAGCUGGUGACGCUGUUUUCCGCCCCCAACUACUGCGGGGAGUUCGACAACGCUGGCGGCAUGAUGAGCGUGGACGACUCCCUCAUGUGCUCCUUUCAGAUCCUGAAGCCGUCGGAGAAGAAGGCCAAGUACCAGUACGGAGGCGUGAAUUCGGGUCGCCCCGUCACCCCACCCCGCACCGCUCAAGCCCCCAAGAAGAGGUGAGCGGCUGGCCCUGGCUCUCCUCCUCCUCCCCUGGUCCCCGACUGGUCCCUGCAGGCGCCUCAAACACUCAGCCUUUUCUCAGUCUGCUUGAUCACGUUUAAACAGAAUCUGCAGGGUCCGUGCUUGUUCUAUGGGUAUUUCUAUGAACAUGUGAGUGGUGUUUCCUUUUCCUUUCUCUGAUGCCAUGGUACGUGAUGAACUCAGUCCGUUCAGCAAUAUUAAUAUAAACCUUUUUUAGGAAAAGUUGCUUCACUGCCCGUGUCGUGAUGUUGUGAACGCAUGCACGCCGCUCCAAGGAAUGGAUUUUUGUGAAAUAAGCUAAUUUACUGUACAUUCUUGCAAUUUGGAUGAGAAGAUCAUUACCACUGACAGGUUUGUACCGUUCUACCGUUCUGGCUAAUAUACUCUGGCAGCAGGAUUGGACCCAAUGCCUUGCAACCAGCAGCACAUAGAAAUAAAGUCUCAAACACAGCCUGCAUGAAACAGCAAAUAAAAGCAUCAAAACAUAUAAUUAUUAGGUUUUAGCGGUGUCUGUAUGCAGCAUUGUUCUAACCUGUGGACAGAUCCAACUGGAGCAGCAAUGGUCUUCUCAUCACUAUAUCGAAUGGUCACACUAUCCAAAGUGUUUUUUUGAGUUUUCCUUUCAGCAUCACCCCUUGACUUUGCUAUGACUUUCCUUUUGACCCAAGAAUGUUGGAAACAGAAGAGUUUGUAUUUAAUGAGUGAAAUAAAUGGACGUGUUGUUGA